Molecule: messenger RNA, 2300 nt
Organism: Salvelinus namaycush (lake trout)
Lineage: Eukaryota; Metazoa; Chordata; Actinopteri; Salmoniformes; Salmonidae
Product: zinc finger and SCAN domain-containing protein 30-like
Exons: 3
Coding region: 17-1558 (513 amino acids)
Cellular component (GO): nucleus
Source: RefSeq, a predicted model, not a curated record
AGUGUUCCGUUUGGAAAUGUCUCAAAGCCAGAAAGAAAACAGGGGAUUGCGGAGGAAACUACAGCUAUUGGAAUUGAAGGUAUCACGGGAGCGCGCGGAGCGCGUCCUCGCCAGUCGUCCCAGUAGUGUCAAGAUCCUUGACCGAUACAGAGGAAUGGCAAGAGGUGAAGGACAUCUCACUGGAGGCCACAGGAGCUUCGUGAAGCCAGCGGGACACAAUACAUGGAGAGAUGACCAACCAAUAACUAUUGAUGAGGGGAGUGGAACCUCAACCCAGCGCGUUAUCGUGAUAGAGUCUGCAGAGGCUGCAGGUCCUGCAGGGUUGUCUCUGGUGAAACAAGAGAGGACUGAAGAAGAGCACCCACAACACAGCAGAAGCAUCCCUACUGGUGUAACGUCUGGAGUGGCGCCCCCUGUAGCCACGGAGGACCUAUCCACCGCUGCUGCGACCCAGCCCAGGACUCGAUGCAGCAUCACGGAGGUCAGUGGAACGCUGAACGCCGUACUCAAGUCAGAGACAGACAUUUCAACUGUAACACAAAGACUUUUACAAGAUGGAUUAUCUGACCACAGGUCAGACCCAGAGAGACUGGAGCCAGGGAGACUGGGCUGUACUCCUGCUACCGGCUCAGAGUAUUUACUUUACGGUAACCGAAGCCCGAGGACGGUUCAUUCCCAUCGGGACUCAGGUGACGCGUUAGAGACUGGCAAUGAUCCGUCUUGUUCUUACACUUCAGAGAUGGACCCUGGCAACACACCCUUGGGCUUAGAGACACAGACUGAUCUGUCUAGAGGGGACUGGAACCGGUACAGUAGUAGUGUAUACUCUGAAGGGUGCCUAGAUAAGAAAGGGGAGGUUAUAGUGGUAGACGAUGGGACUGUGAAAGUGGAGGGCGACGCUCCUCCCACAUGGAAUGCAGAUAGUCACCUAGGAGACGGACAAUCACAGGGCAGAGAUUUUUUAGAUUACAGCGAAAGCUUAGAGACAAAUCCAAAUGUCGCAACCAACUCCCCUUUACACACGUUCAGAGAUCGCGACCCAGUGUCCAUGUCGUUGGGGCCUUCUGAUUCACACGGCCAUGUCCUUUUUGAUCAGGUAUUGAACUCAAACGACAGGGCUAGAGGCCAGGUUCAGGAAGGGGGAGCCACAUCUGGCAGUAGUAAAGAGAAACGAUUCUUCUGCAUGUUCUGUAACAAAGGCUUCAGCUGCCCCCAGAAAGUGGAGAUCCAUCAGAGGGUCCACACAGGGGUGAAACCCUUCAGCUGUACCCAGUGUCACAUGCGCUUCGCCCAGGCUGGUGACCUGAAGAGGCACCAUAGGGUCCACACAGGGGUAAAACCUUUCAGCUGUACCCAGUGUAACAUGCGCUUUGCCCAGGCUGGUGACCUGAAGAGGCACCAGAGGGUCCACACAGGGGAGAAACCAUUCGGCUGUCACCUGUGCCGUGCUAGUUUCUCCCACUCAUCCAGCCUGAAGAGGCACCAGAGGGUCCACACAGGGGAGAAGCAUACAGCUGCCCCCAGUGUGAGAAGAGGUUCUCCCACCAGCACCAGCUGAAGAUGCACCUGAAGAUGCACACGGGAGAGAGGCCAUUCGCCUGUACGCACUGCAGGAAGAGGUUCUCAGAGAGCCCAUUCAAUGCGUGGGUGGUUUGAAUAAAAAAAUAUAAAAACAUUUUGGGGGGUGGGGGGCAUUGAAAUCACUAAAACCAAAUGGGAACUGUGUAGGAAUGAUAAUGGAGCUACAUUUAUGAUCUCCUCACUCAUGUCUAGCUUGCUAACAGGCAUCGAAACAAAAUCUAGACAGUUGUUGAGCAUCAAUUUAUUUAUUUUUAAAAGGGGAAUAAUGGCAAAUUUCAAAAAAGUCCUGACUCAUUGUUUGACUGUCUGUCAAAGGGAGAGAGAGCUAAAGCCAGAGCUACAUCACCAUAGCUACUGAUACAUGCAUGUUAUUGAAAUGUGAUUAAUGCUCACUGUGUAAUUUUUUAUUGGGCUAGAUCAAAUGUGUUAUUAUUACAUGUAUUAUAAGCCUACAUUUACAAAAUCGGUAGACUAAUGACAAUCAUUUACAAAAUGAUGCAGGGGAUUUUGUUUGUAAGCCAGGGCCAAAUUGCCUUCCUCAAGUGAGAAAGAUAAUGUGGUAAUGCAGGCUAAUUUUAUGCAAUGGAAAAGCAUUCUAAUACCCGUGCAUCAAAUAACCUACUCCUUGAAAGUCAUGUAUUGAUUAUACACUGAGUUUACAAAACAUUAGGGACACCAUGACAUAGACUGACCAGGUGAAAGAUAUGAUCCCUUAUUGA